AUGGCUGCGUUGUGGAACACCAGCCAACAGGAACAAAGCACCACACCUAUCAAAGCCAUGCGGAUUGCCCAGUUUCGAGAAGCAGCCAAGGUCGUAGACCUUACCUCGAACGGCAUUCUUCCCUUUUUUCCACGAUGCUUCAAACCGUGGGAUUAUGAGGGCCUGUACGUUCCCUCCUGGGACGAGUCAGCAGAUAGCUCGCCAGAGAACAUCUCAAGCUCGUCAGAGUCCAGCUCACAAGAUGAAUGGGAAGAGGAGAUAUAA
Molecule: messenger RNA, 264 nt
Organism: Colletotrichum tamarilloi
Lineage: Eukaryota; Fungi; Ascomycota; Sordariomycetes; Glomerellales; Glomerellaceae
Exons: 1
Coding region: 1-264 (87 amino acids)
Source: RefSeq, a predicted model, not a curated record